Molecule: messenger RNA, 5599 nt
Organism: Osmerus eperlanus (European smelt)
Lineage: Eukaryota; Metazoa; Chordata; Actinopteri; Osmeriformes; Osmeridae
Gene: ptprfa
Product: protein tyrosine phosphatase receptor type Fa
Biological process (GO): peptidyl-tyrosine dephosphorylation involved in inactivation of protein kinase activity
Cellular component (GO): signaling receptor complex
Molecular function (GO): protein binding; protein tyrosine phosphatase activity
Source: RefSeq, a predicted model, not a curated record
AUGGCGGUGGAGUGCGGACUGGGCGCUCUGAGCUCGGAACUAAUUGUCGCCGAUGAAUACCCUCUGAUGUCUCUGGAGUUCGCGAGGGCUUUCGACUCGUUUAAGUAUGCUAAGUGGAGAUGGCGUGGGGGGGGGGGGGAUCGUCUGGCUUUCGGUGACACCUCGGUGGCGUCGAAGGCCCGCGUGGGAGCGGUCCGUGUCACCGGGAUCGUGACGCGAGCCUCCUGGAGGGACGCCGAGAAGGGAAUGUGUCACUCGGCCCUGCGUGACCAGUUGGAGGGGGAAGUCUGUGACAUGCCAAUCAGUGGGAGCCUUGGGAACCGAGGAGAGCGUGUCAGCAGUUGGACCAUGGUGCCCGGCCACAGACGGACCUCUCCCCUCUCCAGGGGAGCCACGCUUCUCCUGGUUCUGGCCAGUCUGGUGCUGCUGGUCCACGCAGACAGCGCACCCAACUUCAUCAAAUCCCCCGACGACCAGACAGGGAUCGGAGGCGUGGCCUCCUUCGUGUGCCAGGCGGGGGGAGACCCCAAGCCCAGGAACUGGAUGAAGAAGGGGAAGAAAGUCAGCUCUCAGCGCUUUGAGGUGAUCGAGUUCGACGACGGCUCCGGGUCGGUGCUGCGCAUCCAGCCCCUGAGGACCCACCGCGACGAGGCCAUCUACGAGUGCACGGCCGCCAACAGCGUGGGAGAGAUCAACACCAGCGCCAAGCUCACCGUCCUGGAAGAGGACCAAAUCCCCCAUGGCUUCCCUACCAUCGACAUGGGGCCCCAGCUGAAGGUGGUGGAGAGGACCAGGACCGCCACCAUGCUGUGCGCCGCGAGCGGGAACCCCGACCCGGAGAUUUCCUGGUUCAAAGACUUCCUGCCCGUGGACAUCAACAGCAGCAAUGGCCGAAUCAAGCAGCUCCGCUCAGGAGCGCUUCAGAUCGAGAACAGCGAGGAGUCGGACCAGGGCAAGUACGAGUGCGUGGCGGUCAACAGUGCCGGGACUCGCUACUCAUCCCCGGCCAACCUCUACGUCCGAGUGCGCCGCGUCCCCCCCCGCUUCUCCAUCCCCCCCACCAACCACGAGGUGAUGCCGGGCGGGAGCGUCAACCUGACCUGCGUAGCGGUGGGCGCCCCCAUGCCCUACGUCAAGUGGAUGACGGGCCCCACGGAACUGACCAAGGAGGAGGAGAUGCCCGUGGGCCGCAACGUGCUGGAGCUCACCAACAUCCGCCUGUCGGCCAACUACACCUGCGUGGCCAUCUCCUCGCUGGGCAUGAUCGAGACCACGGCGCAGAUCAUCGUGAAAGCCCUGCCCAAGCCCCCGACCUCCCUGAUCGUCACGGAGACCACGGCGACCAGCGUGACCCUCACCUGGGACUCGGGCAACCCCGAGCCCGUGUCCUACUACGUGAUCCAGUACCGCGCCAAGGCCGCCGACACGGGCUUCCAAGAGGUGGACGGCGUGGCCACCACGCGCUACAGCAUCGGCGGCCUCAGCCCCUACUCCGAGUACGAGUUCCGCGUCAUGGCGGUCAACAACAUCGGCCGGGGCCCCUCCAGCGGCCUGGUGGACACCCGCACCAGCGAGCAGGCGCCCUCCUCGCCCCCCCUGGCCGUGCAGGCGCGCAUGCUGAGCGCCAGCACCAUGCUGGUGCAGUGGGAGCCUCCGGAGGAACCCAACGGGCAGGUCCGGGGUUACCGGGUGUACUACAGCUCGGAGGCGGACGCCCCGUUGAACGCGUGGCAGAAGCACAACACGGACGACAGCCGGCUGACCACCAUCUCCGGGCUGGUCACGGACAUCACCUACAGCCUGCGGGUGCUGGGGUUCACCUCGGUGGGGGACGGGCCGCCCUCCGACAUGCUGCAGGUCAAGACCCAGCAGGGGGUCCCGGCCCAGCCGUCCAGCUUCGAGGCGGAGGCGGAGCUGGACACUCGCAUUAUGCUGUCGUGGCUCUGGCCAGUGCAGGACCCCAUCACCAAAUACGAGCUCAUGUACUGGGAGUCCGGCUCCAGGGACAAGGUCCACGUGACCUUCGACCCAGCAGGCUCCUACGCCGUGGAGGGUCUGAAGGCCGACACCCUCUACAUGUUCACCCUGGCGGCCCGCUCCGAGAUGGGCCUGGGAGUCUUCACUCAACCCUAGAGGCCAGAAACCGCCCAGUCCACCCCCUCAGCGCCCCCCCAGGAGGUCCGCCUGCAGAGCCCCAGCUCCACCAGCCUGACGGUGAGUUGGGCGGCGCCCCCCGCCGCCAGUCGCCACGGCGACAUAGUGCGCUACUCGCUGGCCUACCGGGCCGCCUCGGGGGAGGACCCGGAGCGCCACGAGGUGGCCGACAUCGCGGAGGCGACCAGCUACGCGCUGGAGGGCCUGGAGAAGUGGACCGAGUAUCUGGUGUGGGUGAGGGCCCACACGGACGUGGGGCCGGGCCCGGAGAGCCCCGCAGCCCGGAUGAGAACCAGGGAGGACGGUACGUCUGCGUCCAUCGACCCUGGCCAGCAGUUUACCUGGGAACACUCGAACCUGGAGGUCAACAAGCCAAAGAACCGCUAUGCAAACGUCAUCUCCUACGACCACUCGAGGGUCAUCCUGAGCCCUGUAGACGGGGUGCCGGGCAGCGACUACAUCAACGCCAACUACAUCGACGGCUACCGGAAGCAGAACGCGUACAUCGCCACGCAGGGCCCCCUGCCGGAGACGCUCAGCGACUUCUGGAGGAUGGUGUGGGAGCAGAGGAGCAACACCAUCGUCAUGAUGACCCGGCUGGAGGAGAAGUCCAGGGUGAAGUGUGACCAGUACUGGCCCAGCCGGGGGACAGAGACCUAUGGGAUGAUCCAGGUGACCAUGUUGGACACAGUGGAUCUCGCCACCUACAGCGUACGCACCUUCGCCCUCUACAAGAAUGGCUCCAGUGAGAAAAGGGAGGUGAGGCAGUUCCAGUUCAUGGCCUGGCCCGAUCACGGCGUGCCCGAGUACCCCACCCCCACGCUGGCCUUCCUGCGCAGGGUCAAGGCCUGCAACCCCUCUGACGCCGGGCCCAUGGUGGUCCACUGCAGUGCCGGCGUGGGCCGCACGGGCUGCUUCAUCGUGAUCGAGGCCAUGCUGGAGCGCGUGCGGCACGAGCAGCAGGCGGACGUGUACGGCCACGUGACGUGCAUGCGCGCGCAGCGCAACUACAUGGUGCAGACGGAGGACCAGUACGCCUUCAUCCACGACGCCCUGCUGGAGGCGGCCGCCUGCGGCCACACGGAGGUGCCCGCCCGCAGCCUGUACGCCCACAUCCAGACGCUCACCCAGGUCACGCCGGGGGACGCCGUCACCGCCAUGGAGCUGGAGUUCAAGAAACUGGCCAACUCCAAAGCACAUACCUCAAGAUUCAUCAGUGCCAACCUGCCGUGCAACAAGUUCAAGAACCGCCUGGUGAACAUCAUGCCUUUCGAGUCCACGCGCGUCUGCCUCCAGCCAAUCCGAGGCGUGGAGGGCUCCGACUACAUCAACGCCAGCUUCAUCGACGGAUACAGGCAACAGAAAGCCUACAUGGCGACCCAGGGCCCACUGGCGGAGACUACUGAAGACUACUGGAGGAUGCUGUGGGAACACAACUCCACCAUAGUGGUCAUGCUCACCAAAUUACGAGAGAUGGGGCGGGAAAAGUGCCAUCAGUACUGGCCAGCCGAACGUUCUGCCCGGUACCAGUACUUUGUCGUGGAUCCGAUGGCCGAGUACAACAUGCCCCAGUACAUUCUGAGGGAGUUCAAGGUCACCGAUGCCAGAGAUGGCCAGUCCAGGACCAUUCGUCAGUUCCAGUUCACCGACUGGCCUGAACAAGGGGUGCCAAAAACUGGAGAGGGCUUCAUUGACUUCAUCGGCCAAGUGCACAAAACCAAGGAACAGUUUGGCCAGGAUGGACCGAUAACUGUGCACUGCAGUGCCGGCGUGGGGCGGACCGGGGUCUUCAUCACGCUGAGCAUCGUGCUGGAGAGGAUGAGGUACGAGGGCGUGGUGGACCUCUUCCAGACGGUGAAGACACUGAGAACCCAGAGGCCAGCCAUGGUGCAGACAGAGGAUCAGUAUCAGCUGUGCUACCGGGCAGCUCUGGAGUACCUUGGAAGCUUUGAUCACUAUGCAACAUAACCCAUUCCCAGAAUGCACCGGGGGUCCCGAGAGGAAUGCUGCUUGUCCCUACGGAGCCAUAAUCCACCCUGCUGCUGACUCGGGGUGGAGGCUGUGGGAGGGGUGAGAGGGAAGGGCGAGGUGAGAGGGGCCGAGAGCACAAUUCUGACUGGACGACCUGCAGUAGGAACAGUACUGCUUGACUGGCACAAUAAACCUGCUUUAAACCCUUCACUGAAAUCUCCCCCCCACCCCCCAAAAAAAGAACCAUAAAAAUCUUCAGUAUGCUUCAUUCUGAUGUGUCGACUGCACAUCACUUUACCCCUAUUUCUUCCUCACCUUAUAGCAAAAAGUAUUUUUCAGCUAUUUUUAUUUAUAUCAAUAUUACCAUUAUAACUAUGUUAUUAUUAUUUAGAUUUUGUUUUUUAAUCAUUUACACUGGCUACUGUAUGUCUUAAUGGCUCUUAUUUUAAAUUAAAGUGUAUCUUUUUUUCUUCUUUUUUUUGGCAAAAGGACAUGUAUUUUCAACAUGCUCCGAGUCAUUAUUACUGGAGAACACACUCAGAGCUGCUAAUAAUUUUAUUUUUUACCAUAGUUAAGAUAUUAUAAAGUUCUCAUGAUCAGAUCGGUCUUAUUCAGUGGUGUCGGGGAUAAACUUUUAUAAGCCUUUUCACUUCCUGGUAAUUUACAGAAUGAUAACCUCCUCCAAAAUAUAAACACCAGUUUGUGAACUAUCAACUAAAGCAAUGGCUCUCAAAACUGAAUCGACUAAUGACGUUUGAAAACUAACAUGUACAGAUUCUGGCUUUUUUCUCAUUAGCUGUUAACUGUGAUUUUCUUAAUGCCUGUCUUUGGAGACCACGACAAAGUUGACAGAGAUAUGGGGGAAAGAUUGUCUGUCCUGCGACCUCACGGCCUCAGUUUCGCCUCGCUGGUGUCAUGGCGGGCCUGAGGUGGACUCAUCUAUGGAUCCCAAGAGGCUGUGGUCUGACAAGCUGACCUGGUCCGGGUCGGCUUGCUCCCUGGCCCAGUUCAGACGCGUUCAGCAUCCCCCCCCCUUCCAUGGGAAGUGUGAGAGUGGCAUCCAUGUAUUUCUGAUCAAUCGGCUGAAUCAUAAACUGCACCUUUCCAUCGGCAAACACUUUGGACUGACCCAACCCAGAAAACGAACUACUUAAUCACAGACUCGGCAUUCAUGGUAUCUCUGCUGUAAUAGUAUAUCACUGUGGGACAGAAAGACAAUCUCCUGUAACACUAAAAAAGCAGCGUCGAUGUGUGGGGGACGAUGAGCGUUCUCCUUUAGUGGUUGAGGUUGCGAAGUGAGUUGGAUUUAGAGGAGUGGGACUACGAAACAUGAAUAAUUUCACUUUGUCCUCAAAAUCGUGCCGUAGGGGUUCAAUCUGUUGUACACGAUCUGUUUUCUAUUUGUUCAUAAAAAGGAGAGAAAAAUAUGUUGCAAAACCUUGAUGUUAAUAAAGUUGAAUAAUUGGGUUUUUUA